CAGCAUUCUUCUAUAUAUACACACUCUCAUCUUCAAAUUCACCUACUCAAACAACACCUAAACCUUCAUUCAUCACAAUCACAAAUAUUAUUCAGAACUUCACUUUUUCUAGCUUCAAUAUUUUCAUCGAUUCAAGUAAUGGGUAACUACGUUUCAUGCACUUUAGCACCUUCUCUGAUGAGAACCUCGAAGGCAACGAGGGUAGUCUUCCCCUCCGGCGAGGUGAAGCAGUUCAGGGAGAUCGUGAAGGCGGCGGAGCUCAUGCUGGAACACCCCACUUAUUUCCUUGUGAAUUCACGGUCGCUGCAGAUUGGUCGGAGAUUCUCCGCUCUCGGCGCCGACGAGGAGCUGGAGUUUGGGAACGUGUACAUCUUCUUUCCGAUGAGGAGGGUCAACUCUUUCGUCACGGGUGCUGACGUGGCGGUGCUGUUUUUGGCGGCUAAUUCCGCCGCCAAACGGUUGUCUGCUGGGAAGACACGUGUCCAGCCGGAGAACGGUGGCGGAGAGUGGCAGCAGGGUGAGGCUGCGGCGGAGGAAGGUGAGGACAAAGACGAGGUUCCGAGGUUGAGUUUGGAAGGAGUUGACUCUGGGUUUCGGUAUCGGUUGAGUUAUUGUAGGUCAAAGAUGCCUGUUUUGGAAACUAUAAAGGAAGAAACAAGUAGAUCAGCAAGGUGAAGGGAAAAAAAAUUUGAAGAUAGGUUAUAGUGUGCUAGAUGGAAAUGAAUUAGCUAGUUAGUUAGUGCAUUCUUUUUAAAAUCAUUCUACAAUAGAAUUGAUUCUGAGGUCUGAAUAUAUUAAAAAGUUUAUGUAAGUAGUGUCGUAAUUGAUUCUGCAAAGAGAAGUCAAUAUAUACAAACAUGUUAUUAA
Lotus japonicus is the source of this 867-nucleotide messenger RNA. RefSeq lists its product as uncharacterized. The record is from RefSeq and is a predicted model, not a curated record. The transcript has a single exon. NCBI's taxonomy places the organism in Eukaryota, Viridiplantae, Streptophyta, Magnoliopsida, Fabales, Fabaceae. Bases 139 to 675 code for a protein of 178 amino acids.